AUGUAUCUGCUUCCUGCUGCUGCACCUGUAGAGGUCGCUCCUGAAGUUCCUGCAGUCACACCUGCAGAGGUCGCUCCUGAAGUUCCUGAUGCUGUUCCUGUAGAGACAACUCCUGACACAGCUGUGGUUGCAACUACUGAGGUUCCUGCAGCCACAGCUGGGGAUGCAACUCCUGAAGUUGUUAAUGUACCUGUGGAGGUAGAGCCUGAAGUUCCUGCAGUCACACCCGCAGAGGUCGCUCCUGAAGUUCCUGCAGUCACACCUACAGAGGUAGCUCCUGAAGUUCCUGCAGCCACACCUGCAGAGGUAGCUCCUGAAGUUCCUGCAGUCACACCUGCAAUGGUCGCUCUUGAAGUUCCUGCAGUCACAGCUGUGGAUGCAGCCCCUGAAGUUCCUGGAGUCACAGCUGUAGAUGCAGCCCCUCAAUUUCCUGUAGACCAGGGGUUUUCAACUGAUUGGGAACCAGGGACCAUCAUUCUGACUAAUUACUUAACACCAGGACCACCACUGAAUAAAAAUACUGAUUCCCACAUUGCAACUAUAUUACUAAAUCCAUGGCCAGGGACCACCAGCAAUGUCAUCACAGACCAGAAGUGGGCCGCAGACCACUGGUUGAAAACCCCUGCUGUAAACACAGAUGCAGAGUCAGCUCCAGAAGUUCCUGAUGUUGUUCCUGUAGAGACAACUCCUGACACAGCUGUGGUUGCAACUGCUGAAGUUCCUGCAGCCACAGCUGGGGAUGCAGCUCCUGAAGUUGCUGAAGCACAUGUGGAGGUAGCUCCUGAAGUUCCUGCAAUCACACCUGCAGAGGUCGCUCCUGAAGUUCCUACAGUCACACCCGCAGAGGUCGCUUCUAAAGUUCUUGCUGUCUCAGCUGCUGAGGUUCCUGCUAUUACACCAGUGGAGGAAGCUCCUGAGGUUCCUGUAGAGGUAUCAUCUGAGGCUGUUGUGGAAACUCCUGUCACUGCAGAUGCCGAGGCAUUGGUUGAAACAUCUCAAGAUGCACCUUUAGAAGCAGUAGCUAAAAUCGCUCCUGUGAAGGUGGUAGCCACAGUUACUGAAACAUCUGCAAUUGCAAAUGUAGUGGUCGUAUCUGAAGAAUUUGCAGAUGAAACUGUAGAGGCCAUACUUGAAACCUCUGCUGCAGCAGACAAAACUCUUGAAGAAGCACCUGAAAAGUCAAUAGUUGAAUCACAAGUGGUGGCACCUACAAAGCUAGCAGCUGAAACACCUGAGAAAGCACCUGUAGAGCCAGCAGCUGAAACACCUGAAGAAGGAACGGUAGAGUCAGUGAUUGCAACACCUGAAGAAGCCCUAGUAGUGUCUGUGACUGCAACACCUGAGGAAGCACCUAUAGAGGCAGUGAUUGCAACACCUGAAGAAGUACCUGUAGAGUCCGUGGCUGCAACACCUGAAAAAGCACAUGCACAGUCUGUGAUUACAACACCUGAACAAGUACCUGUAUACUCAGUAUACUCAGUAGCUGAAACACCCAAAGCUGCAUCUGUUGAGGUGGUUACACCAACAGAGGCCAUUGACAAAGCCCCUGAGGCUGCUCCUGAAGAGGCUGUGGCUAAAACCGCUCCCGUAGAAGUAACAGCACACACACCCGAGGCUGUCUCUGUGGAGGCUGCAGUCGCAUCUGUUGAGGUUGCUGAGGUGUCUGUCGCACCUGUGCUGGAGGAAACGGUGGAGUCACUGACCGAAGGAGACGCAGGCCAGGCAGAGAGCACAGAUGCCCCAGCCACAACGGUUCCUGUAGCGACAUCAGACGAACCUGCCACCGACGCCUCUGAUGAAGUUAAAGAGCCUGCUGUGAGCUCAGAUGAGACACUACCAACUGAAAAUGAAGAAGUUUCAGUGGACGCACCUGAAUCAGAAGCACUCAUAACACCCGCAGAGCAACCUGUUGUAGAAACAGCUCUGAACCAAGAAAAUGUCAUCAAAUUGUCUGAGGCUUUGUGA
Alosa alosa (allis shad) is the source of this 1965-nucleotide messenger RNA. RefSeq names its product calphotin-like. The record is from RefSeq and is a predicted model, not a curated record. The coding region runs from base 1 to 1965 and encodes 654 amino acids. NCBI's taxonomy places the organism in Eukaryota, Metazoa, Chordata, Actinopteri, Clupeiformes, Clupeidae. The transcript is spliced from 2 exons.